This is a messenger RNA of Ochotona curzoniae (black-lipped pika), 1384 nucleotides long. RefSeq names its product apoptosis and caspase activation inhibitor (gene AVEN). The transcript has 6 exons. The record is from RefSeq and is a predicted model, not a curated record. Gene Ontology annotation, biological process: negative regulation of G2/M transition of mitotic cell cycle. Lineage: Eukaryota; Metazoa; Chordata; Mammalia; Lagomorpha; Ochotonidae. The coding region runs from base 1 to 1035 and encodes 344 amino acids.
AUGCAGGCGGAGCGGGGAGCUCGGGGCGGCCGCGGGCGGCGGCCUGGCCGCGACCGGCCCGGCGGAGAGCGUGACCGCGAGCGGGCCGGCUCCUCGGCGGCCGGGACGAGAGGCGGCUACGGAGACGGAGGCGGCCGCCGGGGUCGGGGCCGCGGCGGCCGGGGAGGCCGGGGAGGCCGAGGAGGAGCUCCCCGGGGCGGCCGCCGGGAUCCGGCAGGCCGGGGCGGCGGACCCAGCGGCCCGGUUGGAGAUGACAGCGAUGCAGAGUCUUACGGAGAAGAGAAUGAGGAGCAGGGAAAUUAUUCUAAAAGGAAGAUCGUCUCUAACUGGGAUCGAUAUCGAGACAGCGAAAAAGAGGUCGAUAAUGAAAGUGGAGAGUCUCAGAGGGGCACAGACUUCAGUGUCCUCCUCAGCUCUGCAGGGGACUCCUUCUCACAGUUUCGGUUUGCUGAAGAGAAAGAAUGGGAUAGUGAAGCUUCAAGUUCAAAACAGAAUUCGGCAUUUUAUGUGGAUAGUGAGUCCCUGGUUCGAGCUCUUCAAGAACUGCCCCUCUCCCUGCGGCUCAAUGUUGCUGAGGAGCUGAUCCAGAGCACUGUUCCUUUAGAGCUUCCGCAAGUGAAACCAAAGAGACCCGAUGACAGCAAGGGCCUUGGGAUGCAGUUAAAGGGACCCUUGGUCCCCGGAGGAAAGGGGUCCCUCUCUGAGCUGCAGUCUGCCACAGCCUCCUCCCCGAGGCCCCAGGCUCCUUCAGUUGGUCCUCAGAAACCUGCUGAGUCCAUGGCAGACCCCUUGGAAGAGGAACUAGAUCUGUUGCUCAAUUUAGAUGCGCCCCCAGCAAAUGAGGAAGAUGACUUCCUAGGCAAGCCAUCUCACGACCUGACGUCUGAGGAAGUUGAAGAGAUGGCCCAAGAUGAAAAAGUUCUUGCGAAGCCAUCUGGGACCGAAGAAACGAAUGUGCAAUCUGAGCAAGCGAGUACAUCGAAGCGCGUUACCGAGGAGGAGCUGGAAGACUGGUUGGACAGUAUGAUUUCCUAACACAGAAGCCAAAAAAGAAAAAGUGCCUGAAGACAAUGUCGGUUGCCUUCUCAGUGAGUGCAGGGGUGGGGCUGGCCUCCUGGAGCAGCUGGUUACAGGGAAGCCCGUGGCCAGGGUGCUCCAUUACACUUAACUGCAGCCAGUGCCUGACCUCUGUGCUUGACAACACCUGAAAUCACACACUGUAAUAGGUGCACUGCAUUGGUUUUCGGGAUUAAUGAUGUAUUAGGCUGCCUAGUGCCCUCUGUCCCCAGCCUUCUUCCUCUCAGUGUUUACAGCUAGCAGGUGCUGCUGCUGAAGGAAAUAGAUGCAAGCAACAUUGGCCAAAAUAAACAAACCCUGGUCUGUG